Molecule: messenger RNA, 8768 nt
Organism: Alligator mississippiensis (American alligator)
Lineage: Eukaryota; Metazoa; Chordata; Crocodylia; Alligatoridae
Gene: EXOC3L4
Product: exocyst complex component 3 like 4
Exons: 14
Coding region: 704-2839 (711 amino acids)
Biological process (GO): exocyst localization; exocytosis
Cellular component (GO): exocyst
Molecular function (GO): SNARE binding
Source: RefSeq, a predicted model, not a curated record
ACCAGCAGUUCACGCCCACAAGGUGAACAGACAGUUCAGCGCUUGCAGGAGACUUUUGCCUGGGACUCAGCGUCUUACUUCCCCUUCCAAGCUGCUUCAUUAAAAUCCCCUGGGAAACAAAAAAAUUAAACAAGAAGCAAGAAAUAAAACAAGAUGCCAAGGAGCUUGCAGGCUGGAGGAGGAUCAGCUGCCAGUGUCUGAGGACAGCAAGACGAUCCUGCUGCCGGCUGACUCAGCCUGGACAACUUGGUGAGAGGCACUGGGAGAUACAGAAUGAAAAGAUGACCCGUGCUCCAAACAGCUGUCCAGUCUGAGACAAGAGAUGACAGAUGGAUCCAGACAGACUGAUGGAGAAGCGGAUACAGAAGGAAAUCAAGUGACUGGCACCCUAGAUCUCUAUCUCUUCUUCCUGCCCAUUGGGCCAGACUGAGUCUUUCCUCAGUGAUCAAGACAAGGACUGGUUAAACAGUAUUUCCAUUCUUCCCUUGCUCCAGAGGAAAAGCUGCUUGUGACACCCUGAGCCAGAGGAGAAGUCUGAGGCUUUUCAAACUUGCUGCAGUCAGUGCUGUGUGAUGUCUGGAACUGACUGUCCACAUCGUGAGCCAGAGCCCAGGGCUGAAUGCCUUCAGAUCUCGCUGCCUAAGCAGAGCAGCUGCUGCCAAACCCAAAGUUGUGAGUAGUUCCCUUGUCCUUCUGAAAACUGAUGAUUGCCAAGAUGGAUGAAGAUAAAAAAGAGACACCUGUGGUCAAUGAAAAAAGGAAGUCUGUUUCAAAGCCAGUGUCUCCAGGAAAAAGCCCGGUGGAUGAAAAAGCUGAUUCUGGUUCUACAGUAAAUGACUCGCUCUUGAACAGUCAGGGGGAGAAGAAUGUAACAAGCCCUAUAAAGGAUAUUAAAAAUAUGUUAACCUUAACGAGAGACACUUUUGGCAACUUGAGAAGGAGCAAACGCUUAUCACUGAGAAGAAGGAACUCCAAAAGUAACGAAGAGGACCGCCACCUGAAAGCCCCCAGCAUGGAAGAGUGUGUGGAAGAGGCUGAAGCUGAGCCUGUUAAACAAGAACCUCUCUCAGUAAUGGAAAUAAACGAACUUAUUCAGCAAAGGCAGCUUUUAAAGGCCUUUCAAAGCAUCAAGUAUUUGGAAGAUGAAAUUGUGACUGAAAUGGAUGGCAAGGAUUCUGAUGACAAGCCCACAGAAUUUUCCAGGAAAGUCAAAGAUGUGGAUUUGCUUUACAAUUCCAUUGCUAAUGAAAUCAAGUCUAUUGUGAAGAACACGCUGGAUCAUCCCAGUAUAGAGGAAAAGCUACUGACUUUGCUGGUGGAGCUAAUCGCUGAAGAAGAGAAAGCUCAUGGUAGGGCAGAGGGGACAGAAUCUCCUGAGCCACACUUCCUUGGCAUGCCCAGAAAGUGGAGAGAGGUGUGGAAGGACUCUGUCAAAGAGAGUGCAGAAGGGCGCGUCCUUCAGGUGCCCAUGACACCUGAGAAGGACAAGGAUUCUUGGCUUGCUGUCCAUUUAGGGUUCCUCAGAAAAAAUGUUAGGGAGGAUUUAUUGAAAAUCAAGCACUCUGUACAAAAAUGCUACCCAGAGGACUAUAAAGUAUGUGACACGUACGUGGAGUGCUUCCACAAUGCCAUUUCUUCACACCUGCAAGGGCUCUUGCAGAGACACUUGGAAUUCAAUGAACUUUACGCAUUGCUUGAUUGGGUUGCUAACAUGUACCGCAGUGAAGCCCUUCUGGGUUGCCCUUGUCUCCAACCAGAGGUAAAGACUGAAAAUCUGCCUCUGCUUUUACCACCAGCAACUUGGGAAAAACUGAAAAACGACUACACUGAUUCUUUAAAGGAGAAAAUAAAGUGCUAUUUUGACAAUAUCCUGAAGCUGGAGAUCACAGAGAAAUGGGAGAAGGAACUUCAGCCAGAAGUGGUGCAAAACCAAUACAAUUCAUCUCUAUACUUUGAUAUUCAAACGAUCAUUGCAGAACACAUGAAAACAUCAGGAAAAAUCUCCACAAGGCUGGGAACGGCAGUUCUUGAGAUCUGUUUGGUAGAUCUGAAGGAAUACAUCCCACGAUUUGUAAAGGUUUUUCUGGAGUGGGACAAAGAGAAAGAUUUCUCCUUGUUUCUGCCAUAUUUAGCAGCCUACAUCAACAGUUUCCACGAUCUGAUAACGGGCUUACAAACCAAUUUUGCUGCCGACACUAAGGAACUGGAAAAGAUUCUGGCUGAUGUGACAAUGAAUUUCAGAAAAUGUUUUUUAAAUAAAUUAGAAGUGAAAACACAGCCACUAUUUAAGAAAAUUCUGAGCAAAACCUGGGUAUCAAGCGAUGAAAUAUUGAACUCAAUACUGUCAACCACUGUCCAGUAUUCCCAAGACUUAAACUAUUUGAGGCAGCCUACCAACAAGGAUUUUCUACGCGACGUUCACAGGUACUUGGUGAGAGAAUACAUUGCACAGGCCCUCAAACCAAGAAAAAAAAUAAAACGCUCCCAGCGGCAGAAAGUGAGCAAAAAAAUGAAAGAAGAAGCCACAGUUAUAACAGAGACACUCAGUGAUCUGGGCUCCGAUUCUGAUGAGCUUUCUCUUGCCAUAUCUGUCAUUGCUGAUAUCAUUUCUGAGAAGAAAAAAGAAAAAAUCCAGGCACACCUUCAGUCAAUGCGUCAGCGCCAUCGAGAUUUGAGGAACGAACAUAUUGUAGCUAUUCUCGCCCUCCGAGGAUUUUGGAGGAAGACAAGAGAGAACAUUAUUCAGCAUUUGGGCAAUCUCAAAGAAGAUGCAGAAAUCAAGACUGGUGAGGCACUCUUUGCUGAGAUUGAGACUCCAACUAUUGUCAGCUGCCUUUAAAGACCAGCUAACCUACAGAAAUCGACUUCCCCAAUUCCUUCCAGGGCUUCACAUUCCUAAAGUAACUCCUGCUCCUAACUGCCCCUCCAGUGCAACAUUUUAUUUCAAGUGCACAACUGGACUCUCUGGCCCAGAAAGUAAACACAACAGAGGAGCCAAUAAACUGGGACUACACAGAAAGGUUCUCCAAGCAAGACUGUUACUCUGUCUAAAAGGACAUGUCAGGCUGCACACUUGGGUUUGAUCACUGGACGGCUGCUCUCUUUAUUGUACUGCUGAUAGUUAUGCUUUCCUGUUUGCACAUUUGUUCAGAAGAUCUGAGAGGGCCGUGACAGAUUCACUGAGGUUGGGCUAAGGUUUGGACUAUAUGCCUGUAGAGACACCCAGGAGAAAACAAGACCCCAGCCCCCACUCUAGAGCUGUACCCAGUGCUGCCCUCACAUCAACAAAGGGCAGAGAGUGGGCAGGCAGGGCUGGAACUUGCCUCCAUGCCCUCCCUUACAGAUCAAACACUGCAGCAGAGUUGACAUGCCAGGGAGUGGGUCAUUAGCCUCUGUUCUAAAACUGAACUGCAAGUGCUUCCACAGCAAAAAGAUCACCAGGAGUGAAACGGACUUCAGCAGAUUUCAACCAUGGGUUCCCUUGGGCAUGGCCUGCCAUUUGUACAGAGGCCCAAGUCCUGUACUCUGUAGGAGGAAGCCUGACUGAAACCAGAGUUCCCCACUGCUGGAUGGAAGUGUGCAGGUGCUCUUCAUCCCUUGGGCACAGCUGAGUAAAAUGAGAUGGGAAUGCUCAGGGUUGGACGUAUAGAGACAUGGGUGGGGCUAGUGGAUUUAGCACAGCUUGAACCCAGAGGUGGCUUUCAUCUACAUCUGAUCAGAAGGAAUUCACCCACAACCCUGGAGACUGCAGCCCUACAGAGUUGUCUAGAAGCAGUGUAAAAACUGGAAGUCCUGAGUAGUGAGCCAUAGUAGUGGGCCCUUUGACUGUCAGACUGCAUGCAGGGAUCAUGAUUUAGCCCAGAGCUCUCUCAUGGUGAAGCUAUAAGAGUCUAGCAAUAUCAGAGCAGAAGGUGGGAGUUCUUUUCAUGUUCCCUCUGCCCUUGCUCUUCCUGGAAACUCCUUUUAAUGAGGCCGUUAUGAUCUGUCACUGAUAUUAUGAAUGCAAGUGUGAGGCAGACACCAGCAGCAACUUGGCCCAGAUUCUUAGCUGAUUCAUAGAUGCAUAGAUUCAUAGAUGUUAGGGUCGGAAGGGACCUCAACAGAUCAUCGAGUCCGACCCCCUGCAUAAGCAGGAAAGAGUGCUGGGUCUAGAUGACCCCAGCUAGAUACUCAUCUAACCUCCUCUUGAAGACCCCCAGGGUAGGGGAGAGCACCACCUCCCUUGGGAGCCCAUUCCAGACCUUGGCCACUCGAACCGUGAAGUUCUUCCUAAUGUCCAAUCUAAAUCUGCUCUCUGCUAGCUUGUGGCCAUUAUUUCUUGUAACCCCUGGGGGUGCCUUGGUGAAUAAAACCUCACCAAUACCCUUCUGUGCCCCCGUGAUGAACUUAUAGGCAGCGACAAGGUCGCCUCUCAACCUUCUCUUGCAGAGGCUGAAAAGGUCCAGUUUCUCUAGUCUCUCCUUGUAGGGCUUGGUCUGCAGGACCUUAACCAUAAGAGUGGCCCUUCUCUGGACCCUCUCCAGGUUAUCCGCAUCCUUCUUGAAGUGUGGCGCCCAGAAUUGCACGCAGUACUCCAACUGCGGUCUGACCAGCGCCCGAUAGAGGGGAAGUAUCACCUCCUUGGACCUAUUCGUCAUGCAUCUGCUGAUGCACGAUAAAGUGCCAUUAGCUUUUCUGAUGACUUCGUCACACUGCCGAUUCAUGUUCAUCUUGGAGUCCACUAGGACUCCAAGAUCCCUUUCCACCUCUGUGCCACCCAGCAGGUCAUUCCCUAGGCUGUAGGUGUGCUGGACAUUCUUCCUCCCUAGGUGCAGCACUUUGCAUUUCUCCUUGUUGAAUUGCAUUCUGUUGUUUUCUGCCCACCUCUCCAACCUGUCCAGGUCUGCUUGCAGCUGUUCCCUGCCCUCUGGCAUGUCCACUUCUCCCCAUAGCUUUGUGUCAUCUGCAAACUUGGACAGAGUACACUUCACUCCCACGUCCAAGUCGCUGAUGAAGACAUUGAAGAGUACCGGUCCCAGGACCGAGCCCUGCGGGACCCCACUGCCCACACCCUUCCAGGUUGAAACUGACCCAUCCACCACGACUCUCUUGGUGCGACCCUCCAGCCAAUUCACCACCCACCUGACUGUUUAGUCAUCCAAGUCACAGCCUCUUAACUUGUUCACCAGUAUGGGGUGGGAUACCGUAUCGAAGGCCUUCCUGAAGUCUAAGUAUACGACAUCCACCCCUCUUCCUGUGUCCAGGCGUUUCGUAACCUGGUCAUAAAAAGAGACUAGAUUGGUCAGGCAUGAUCUGCCUGCCACGAACCCAUGCUGGUUUCCCCUCAGCAUAAUUUGUCCUGCCGGGCUCUCGCAAAUGUGAGCCUUGAUAAUUUUUUCAAAGACUUUGCCAAGGAUGGAGGUGAGACUAACUGGCCUAUAGUUCCCCGGGUCCUCCUUCCUCCCCUUCUUGAAAAUGGGGACCACAUUGGCCCUUUUCCAGUCUUCUGGGACUUGGCCCGUGUGCCACGAGCGUUCAAAUAUUCCCGCCAGUGGCUCAGCAAUGAUGUCGGCCAGUGCCUUCAGCACCCUCGUAUGGAGCUCAUCCGGGCCUGCCGACUUAAAGGCAUCCAGUUCUUCCAAGUGACUCUGCACCAUCUCAGGGUCUACGCAUGGAAGUCUGGUGCCUUGCUGCUGCCUCUCUACAACCCCAGUGAGAGACUUGUCUUGCCCCUCUCUUAGGAACACUGAGGCAAAGAACUCGUUGAGGAGUUCAGCCUUGUCCCCCCUGUCUGUCACCAAUUGUUUCUGCCCAUUUAGCAGGGGUCCUAUUCCUCCCUGGGCCUUCCUUUUGCUCCCUAUAUAUCUAAAAAACAAUUUCUUGUUGUCUUUUACUUGGGAUGCCAUCCUCAGCUCCAUGGUAGCUUUGGCCCAUCUAACUGCCUCCCUACAAGCACGAGCAGAGGAGGUAUAUUCGUCUUUGGUGAUCUCUCCCUGUUUCCACUUUUUAUGUGCUCCCCUUUUGGCCCUUAGGCUGCCCUGGAUUUUUGUGGUCAGCCAGGGAAGCCUCCUGGCCCCUUUCCCUCUUUUACCUCGCACGGGGAUCAUCUCGCUUUGUGCCCGAAGGAUCGUUUCCUUAAGGCACAGCCACCCUUCUUGGGCUCCCAUCAUUUCAAAACUCCUACUCUGCAGUGCGUCCUUGACUAAUCGCCUGGGUUCAUUGAGAUUAGCUUUCCUAAAGUCUAACACUUUCACCCUACUAGUUACCUUACCCACUCGACGUCUUAUGGUGAAUUCUAUUAUUAGGUGGUCACUGUCCCCCAAAUGGCUACCGAUCUGUAGGUCCCCUACCAUGUCAUCCCCCGUUGCCAAUACCAGAUCCAGUAAGGCAUUCCCCCUAGUGGGACCAUGUACCUCCUGAUGUAAAUCAGUGUAGCUUCGUUGACUUAAAUGUAAUGGUACUGUUGCCAGUGAUUCUCAACCAAGGUGUUGCAGCACCCUGCAACUGUGCCUUGAGAUGCUUUCAGGAUGCUGUGGGGGGGCCACAUGAUGGGAGCACUACUAGGUGUGCGAACAGGCUUCACAUGAUAAACCCAUAGAUUUAUAAUAAUAAGCCAUUCGGUUAAAACCAUCCUGACCUGUUGUGCACUGAGUUCUUUGCAACAGAAAAACUUCUGUUAUUUUCUGUAAUAAAAAAACAAGUGGAAAAUAAGAGUUGACACUUUCCAGAGAGUACCUUGGGUCUAUCAUGGGGUGCCCCACAUCUAAAAAGGUUGAGAACCAUUGGUUUAUGCAAACUGAGGAUCCAGUUCAUUACAUCCAGACUUUAAACAAAAGAUACAUCUGCUAUAGCUGCUGUACAGACAUUAUUCCAUACCAUCUGAGUCCUAAGAGCCUGUAAUAGGUUUCCCUCUCCAGCAGCAUCUAGCAGCCUAUGAGGGGCACCCUUGAUGUCCCUUAAUAUUUCACUUCUGUAUUUUUGUUUUGUAUCCCACCUUUACUCACCUGGCAUGUCUUGAUGUAACUAUUGUAUUGAUGUUCUUACAAGCAGGAGACUGCCUAUUGUACUUCUGUGUUGGGGUUCUCAGCCACCAUGGGCUUUUCCCCCGUCUUUCUCUAGCUAGGCCUACCAGCCUAAAUCCACCAGGUAGGGUUUGACUUUGAGUUCUAGCUCCUUAAUACUGUCUGGGCCCGUGGCCUUCCGUUUGCACUCACUGUGGCACCAGGCCUGCUGGCCCUCUUCCAUGCUGUGCCCCUGGGUGCCAAGUUGUUGGGUCUUCUGCUUCCUCAGGCUUGGCCCCUUUCUUAUAGCCUGGGCUACUAGCCAAGAUCCAUCCAUUGGGACCUGGAUUCAAAGUCCUGCAUCCAGCUCUGGGCCACUGACCCUAUACGGCUGCAGUCACUAGUGCACUGGGCCCUUUGUAUGAUUGCACCCCAAGGUGCUAAUGAGGGCUCCUCCUCCCCUACAGCCUCAACCACAAACCAGCAAUUUACCAGUCAAUCACAAACUGUAAGCCCAUGGGCUAUAACCAAAAAAAUAAAGUUAAAGAAGGCAAUAUGCCAGUUCAUGUUUUUCCACGGCUCUGUGCUUCUGCUUCCCACCAUCUGCUAUGCUUCUUCCUGUGCUGAUGAUGCAGCUUCUUGGGGAGUCAUCAGGAAUUCACCCCUUCUGCUGCCAAGACCCUAUUUGCCAGCUCAGCCCAGGGUUUUUAUAGUUCUGGCCUGCCCCCUUCUGGUCACCUGACUAGCUGGCAAGGCUCAGCUUUUAACUCCUACCCUGCCAGCAGGCUGUGCCCAGAAAGUUCUAGUGUUAAAGGGACCAGCUUGCUUUCUGGUAACAGGGCUAGGGUGCCCUGUUACAGAGCCCCAUAUAUUGAAAAAGACUUCAGGGAUAUUUUUCAGGAUUUAGCCAUUAGCUUGAUGUAUGUGGAUGAAGCAUUGCCUCAAUCAUUAUUUUUUUAGUAACUGAGUUUUUAAGUUUGAAGUAAAACUAGUGAUGAGCCUUAGUUCAUUUUUUAUCCAUGUGUCCACCUACAUACAGUGAAGUACCUGAGGACAGUGGGUAUUAAUAAAAGGCUAAAGGCACUGCACAUGCCGAGCAGACAAGAAAUAAGUACACCUACUUAUCUAAGUCAUUAGACACCAGGACAACUCAGAAAGAGAUGUGGUAAAUUCUCCAUCAUGUGAACUCUUCGAAACCAAGAUUGGGUGCCUUCCUAAGGACAUGUUGUAGUUCAAUAACCAUAUGUGCAUAUAUUUCAGGAAUCUAUUGAGUGCCAUUUUAUAACUUGUAUCAUUCAGGAAAUAAAGAUAUAGGAGCAUUACAGUCCCUACAGGCUCUCUGACUUGUGAAUCUGUGAGGUUUGACCUAGAAACUACUAUGCAAAGCAUAAGCAAAAGUGAAUGUUAUGUUACGAAUGCCCAUCUGCAAUGAUAAGGAAGAGACAGUCUUAGAUAAAGGGGGCUUGAAAACAAAAGCAGAAUCAGAGUACUAGGCCAAAGAGCUCAUUAAAAUACUAAAAAUCAUACCCCUAGGUGGGCAAAAGAUAUGCUAAUGAAACAUGUAUGUAUGUUAAUGAGAUACAUAGCUAAAACACAGGUAUAGAGACAUGCUCAGUAAAGAACUCCUUGUGUCACUCCUUUAUAGCCAAUUAGCAAACAAGGAUGCUUAUGAAGGUUUAAAAACUCCUGUAUAAAAGGGCUUAGUUUUUUAAAUCUAGUGUGCUUGUUCUGUGAAAUUAUUCCGCUUGCACCUUCUAUUGCUAGCAAUAAAUCUUCUUUAUACUUUCA